UCUGCGUCUCUUGUUUUCUCUGGACUCCACUUUGUUAACUACAUGUGAUUGGCUACAGAUUCACAGGUGGGUUCCUGGGAACUUGGCAGAGCUGUUUCUCACUUGUUUCUCAGCUCCGGUCCCUCCUCCUCUUCCCCCCUCUCCUCCUCCUCCUCCUCCUCCUCCUCAUAGAAACUCUAUCAGCUCAGCCCCGCUGUACUUCAGAAGCGCUCGCUGCCGCCGCGCACUCGACCACACAGUAACUUCACUGUCUGCUGCUCCACCUCUGCUUUCCCAAACUUUAUUUAGUUUCGAUGCCACGCUGGAUUAAGCCCACUAACUUUCGGCUGGAGAAGAAAGUGGUUUUCCCGACAGCGCAGGUACAAUGACCGCAGUCUGCAGUAGAGCGACCGACUAGAGGGGGUGAAAUCAGUUUGCUACAGGGCUGCAGUGUUUCCCCUGUGACCUGUGUGUUUGGUCAGACAGGGAAGAGGACGCAGGCACGUUGCAACCAUGGAUAUCGGCAAUGAUGUAGAUCUGUCCAAUAAUAACAUCACUCCUUUGUGGAAACGUCGCACAGACAAUUGUAAAAAACCCCAGGAGUCGAGUAAACCCAAACUGCGACCCCUCAGUUACCACACAAAUGGGAUGAUGACGACCGACUUCCCUGUGGAGGACAACAAGUGUUCCUUCACCUUGAGCCAACCUGCUGAGAGACUGGUGGUCACACCCCCGUGUUCAGGCAGGAACACCGUGGUGUUGAAGCACAUUCUGCACAAACCCUCCAAGUCCAAAUCCCGAGUUGUCAGAAGCAUCAGCAUCGGACAUUUCUCCAACGGACGCUUCUCACUGUCCAAAUUUAGGUCUGAGGAUAGCAGAUCUGCUUCACUGGACAACAGAGUGCGUAAUGGAGACUGUGACAGGGGGAAAACCAGUAAUGGAGAGACAGUAUGGGUUGAAAAGCGUCUCCUGGACUCCCAGAAACGCAUGUCCAGUCCGUUCGGUCUGAGCUCACAGAAAGACCAGAUAGCAUUUGGGACGAGUUCAGCCUCACCUGAAGCUGCUGCUCUGAUGAACCGUUCCUCUCCUGUCGCGUCUCAGCGCACCCCUGACAACAACAACUACAACCACCAUGAACUGUUUUCCCUUUCCUCUGCAUCCAGCCCCUCUCCCCCAGCCUGCCGUACUCCUACCCCCUCCCAAGGCUCCACCUCCAGCAUCCCCUCCCUCUCUUCCCUCAACUCCUCAGACCCCCCGACCCCACGCUCCCCAUCACCGGCCGACAGAGCACAGGCUCUCCUCAGACAGUCCUCAUCCUCGCCUGCAUCCUCGCAGGACACCAGGCUUGCCUCUUCCUCCUCUUCCAUCUCUUCCCCCUCCCCCUCUCCCUCUCUUUCUCCGUCUGUAACUCCCUCCAUCGUCCUCAGCACCCACAGUCCAGCUGCCCUGAAGAUGGGCACCCAGCAGCUCAUUCCCAAGGGUUUAGCAUCUGAUGUUCGGCAGAACAAGGCGCCUCCCUGUGGGCAGCAAGGCCAAGGUUUGGCAGGGCGGCUGGGGUUGGAUCAUUCCAAGAGAGCUUUGAAAGCCCUCAGCAUGGUGGAGACAGGAGCCUACUUUUCCACAGGAGGGGACUGCACUGAGGGGACAGAGGGAGAAAGUGAGAGCCCGGGGACACUCAGGAGAGGCUUGAGGAGUACAUCUUAUAGGAGGGCUGUUGUGAGCGGAGUAGACCUGGAGGUCCCAUGCGUAGAUCUCAAGGUCCAUCGGUUGUCGCAGCCUGUCAUCAAAGGGCUCGACAGGGAAAAUCCAGUUUCACCAGUGAGCCAGGCCAGUCCUGGCACUGUAAGCCUCACUAGCCCUGGUGCAGCCAAGCCUGCGAGUCCUAGGACACCGAAACUGGCCAGUCCUGGGACACCGAAACCUGCGAGCCCUGGGACAUCGAAACCUGCGAGCCCUGGGACAACGAAACCUGCGAGUCCCGGGACACCCAAACCUGCGAGUCCUGGGACACCCAAGCCUGCGAGCCCUGGGACACCCAAACUUGUAAGUCGGGGGACACCCAAACCUGCCAGCCCCAGGAUUUCAAAGCCUUGUAUUCCUGGGACAGAAAAGCCUACCAGCACUGGCAAAAACAAGAGUUCAGAUAAGAAGAAACUUUUGAUCUCCCAACGGACAUUUGACAGUGAGGAGGAGGAGCUGUAUCAGAACUACCAGGAGAAGGCCUUGCAUAAUGAUUCAGAUGAAGAUGCUGAUUCCAAAGAACCCAGUGCUGAUAACGGCAUCGUUGUGCAGUAUAGACCCAUACGCACCUCCUGGAGCCAGCUCAGUGUGGUCAAGAAAAGUGGUCUGUCUGAGCUGAUGAGUCAGGAGGAACGCAAAAGACAAGAGGCCAUAUUCGAGGUGAUCUCGUCGGAGCACUCUUAUCUCCACAGUCUGGAGAUCCUGAUCCGUAUGUUCAAGAACUCUGCAGAGCUCAGCGAGGCCAUGACCAAGACCGAACACCACCACCUCUUCUCCAACAUCACUGACGUCUGUGAGGCGAGCAAGAAGUUCUUUAAGGAAUUGGAGGAAAAGCACCAACAGAACAUAGUGAUCGACGACAUCAGCAACAUCGUCUGCAGGCACGCUCAGUCCAACUUUGAUCCUUACGUCACCUACUGCUCCAAUGAGGUCUACCAGCAGAGAACCCUGCAGAGGCUGGUGUCCAAGAAUCCAGCUUUUAAGGAGGUGCUGACCAGGAUAGAGGGCCACCCAGACUGCAGGAACCUCCCCAUGAUCUCCUUCCUCAUCCUGCCCAUGCAGAGGAUCACUCGUCUGCCCCUGCUCAUGGAUACAAUUUGUCAGAAGACGCCUAAAGACUCGACACAAUAUGAGGAGUGUAAGAAGGCUUUACAAGCGGUCAGCAAGGUGGUCAGAAAGUGUAACGAAGGAGCUCGCACAAUGGAGAGAACGGAAAUGAUGUACACCAUCAACUCUCAGCUGGAGUUCAAGAUUAAGCCGUUCCCCCUGGUCUCAUCCUCCAGGUGGAUGGUAAAGAGAGGAGAGCUGACAGCCUUUGUGGAAGACAACGGCAUCUUCCUCAAGCGGACGUCACGGCAACAGGUCUAUUUCUUCCUCUUCAACGACGUCCUCAUUGUGACCAGGAAGAAGAGUGAGGAGAGUUACACUGUGAUAGACUACGCUCUGAGGGACCAGAUCUGGGUGGGUUCCUGCCAGCCCGAGGAUCUCAACCUGUCACCGGUCAGGAGCACCACCAGCAUGCUUAGCUCCCGGCAAGCCGGCGCCAACCAUCUUUUCUGUCUGCGUUUCCGUAGCAACCACUCCGGUGAAAAGGUGCCCAUGAUCCUGGGGACGGAGUUGCAAAAUGAGCGUGCUCGAUGGAUCAGUGCUCUGGGCCAGAGUGUCAACAACAAGAAGAGUCAGGACAGAAUCAAUGCCAUGCAGAUGGAGGUGAUCAGAACUUACACAGCCAAGCAACCAGAUGAAUUGUCCCUGCAGGUGGCUGAUGUGGUGCUGGUCUCGCAGACUGUAGAAGACGGCUGGUGUGAAGGUGAGCGAUUGCGUGAUGGAGAAAGAGGGUGGUUCCUUGCCGAGUGUGCCGAACCAAUCACAUGUCAGGCCACCAUCGAGCGUAACGUGCAGAGGAUGGACCGCCUGCAGGGGCUGGAGACUAAUGUGUGAGCAGAACGAGCCAGCUGUUUAAACCACAGAGGGCUUUCCUCAGCUGUUGGCGACCCUUUGACACACAAGUGACCUGCCUUUUUAAGCAGUGAACCCAGACAAAUGAGGUCAGUAACAGCAUCACUGACAUUCCUUCAGGGACCAAGUGGAGCAGUAUGGGAGCUGCGUGGCUGCUGCACCCUUUACAAGUGGGAUAAAAUGAAGCCAUAAUUCAGACUUCUGCUUGGCAUCCACUAAAUCUCAGGCAUACUCUCUGAGUUUCAAAACAAAGACUGAGUUCAGAACAAAACCAAUGGAAGGACAGAGAUUUCCUUAAGUACUGAUCAGUCCUCGUGUGGGUGGGAUGGCUUGACAGUGGGAUCUGUCAAAUUCAUUCAUUUCCCCAGUCGGUUUGAAAAUUUAACUCCCGCAGCCAAAGUCACUGCUUUCCACAGCCUGCUACAAAACUGUUGGGGUCAAAUUUGUACAUGUUUUUUCAAGCAUAUUUUUUGAGCAUAAUUGAUGUGCUGUGACUACAGUACCGCUAUAGGAGGUAAGGUAGACCAAAUAGUGUGAAACUGACAGCAGCCUGUUGCUCUGUUAAUGAGGCUCAGGCCAUGUGAUUAGGAGCUUUGCCAGUAACAAUGUAACUAUGAAGAUGUUGAUUGAGAAGGUGAUAUUAAGGCAAGGUGGUGACAUUAGCAACUUCUUUACAGUGUGGGUUAGUGUAGAAUGUUUCAGUAGCAUCUGAUGGCAGGUGAAACUGUUACAGCAAUAUUUACAACAAUAUAUUAUAGUGUAUGUUGAAAUGCAAAGAAAUUAAUACUUGUCUGAAACCUGAGGCACUUUGUGUAAAUAGAAUAAGUCAUAAUUAAUUGGAUAAUAUCAAGAAUUACAGUCAUUUAGGAAGUAUAACCUCAUAUGUCAUCCGUAUGGUUAAGCAGAUGGGCCGAGUAUCUGUUUUCUACCUUGCCGUUUGUCACCAGUUAAUGUCGCCCUCAUAAUUCAGACUCCACAUUUGUGACACAAUUACCAUUACUCUCUCCAGCCACUCGAUGAUUUGAUGCCAGCUAGAGGUGUAUAUAUAAAUACCCUCCUUAGGAUUUAUAUCUGUGAUGUUACAAAGGCAAGAUGAAAUUAAUUUGUGUGCUGAUGGUAAGAGACGAGCGGCCCUGCCUGGCCCUGCUUUUAAUUUGAUUGUCCACUGUGAGUCAUCUUUUUAGUGUUGCCAUGUCCAGCUAAAGGAAAUGAAUGGCGUGGUCAGAGUCUGGUGAUAACACCAUAUAUCAAGCCCACUGCUCUGUGUAUGACAGUAGUGGGCAAAGCAUCCUACAGGAAGGACAUGAGUAUCUCGACUCUGAAGAUAGCAGACAAAGCUUUGCAUUUGCACUCAGGGAAAAUUAGCUAUGUCAUUAGCUAAGCAUGAAUUGAUCUUUAUUUCAAUCACAUUCUGUACUUGUAACUAUUGUAAAUCAUUUGUGUACAUGUAAAUAUGUAAAAGAGCCUGAAUUGUAACAUGUAUGUUUUUCAAAAUACAGAUUUAUAUUGCAGAAACUUAUUUAGUCAACCUUAUAUAUUUUAAUCAGUCACUAUUAAUAAAAGCUUAAUUGCUUGGG
Seriola aureovittata is the source of this 5255-nucleotide messenger RNA. Its product is annotated as rho guanine nucleotide exchange factor 26-like. The transcript has 15 exons. Gene Ontology annotation, biological process: activation of GTPase activity. The record is from RefSeq and is a predicted model, not a curated record. The coding region runs from base 493 to 3660 and encodes 1055 amino acids. NCBI's taxonomy places the organism in Eukaryota, Metazoa, Chordata, Actinopteri, Carangiformes, Carangidae. Gene Ontology annotation, molecular function: protein binding; guanyl-nucleotide exchange factor activity.